AGCGCGGGGGCGCGCUGAGGGCCCAGGCCUCGGCUGCUGCCGCACGUUGUCCACCUUGCCUUUCCCCAGGGCGCAAUUCCUGCCUUGGGUUGCCCGCGCCCGUCCAGCCACGGUCAAAUCCGGUAGCUACCCGGGGCGUUUGCAGCGGUGCCGAGGAAGAGGACGGGAACGGUGUUACGAGUGCCUGCGUUUGGGAGGUGGCUGCUUUGUCGGAAAAACUACCAUCAAGGAAGGAAUUGCCAAAUCAUGUGUUUUUUUCUGUUUUCAGAGUAGUUCACAGCAGAUCUGAGUGUUUUAAUUAAAACAUGGAAUACAGAAAACAACAGAAAACUUAAAGCAUUAAUUUCAUCUGGAAUUUCACAGUAUUUCCCACAGCUGCAUCCUGCUGAAUGUUCCAUUGGUGAAACUGAAGGUCUUCUUACUCAGAAGAAGAAAAUCAAGAAGAAGAACCUUUGGCUUGCUGCUUCUGAGCUGCUGUGGAUGGCCCCAGCUCUCUGGACUGUCCUUCCGAGUAGGAUGUCACUGAGAUCCCUCAAAUGGAGCCUCCUGCUGCUGUCACUCCUGAGUUUCCUCGUGGUGUGGUACCUCAGCCUUCCCCACUAUAAUGUGAUAGAACGCGUGAACUGGAUGUACUUCUAUGAGUACGAGCCGAUAUACAGACAAGACUUUCGCUUCACACUUCGAGAGCAUUCAAACUGCUCUCAUCAAAAUCCAUUUCUGGUCAUUCUGGUGACCUCCCACCCCUCAGAUGUGAAAGCCAGGCAGGCCAUUAGAGUUACUUGGGGUGAAAAAAAGUCCUGGUGGGGAUAUGAAGUUCUUACAUUUUUCUUAUUAGGCCAAGAGGCUGAAAAGGAAGACAAAACAUUGGCAUUGUCUUUAGAGGAUGAACACCUUCUUUAUGGUGACAUAAUCCGACAAGAUUUUUUAGACACAUAUAAUAACCUGACCUUGAAAACCAUUAUGGCAUUCAGGUGGGUAACUGAGUUUUGCCCCAAUGCCAAGUAUGUCAUGAAGACAGACACUGAUGUUUUCAUCAAUACUGGCAAUUUAGUGAAGUAUCUUUUAAACUUAAACCACUCAGAGAAGUUUUUCACAGGUUAUCCUCUAAUUGAUAAUUAUUCCUAUAGAGGAUUUUACCAAAAAACCCAUAUUUCAUACCAGGAGUAUCCUUUUAAGGUGUUCCCUCCAUACUGCAGUGGGUUGGGUUAUAUAAUGUCCAGAGAUUUGGUGCCAAGGAUCUAUGAAAUGAUGGGUCACGUAAAACCCAUCAAGUUUGAAGAUGUUUAUGUCGGGAUCUGUUUGAAUUUAUUAGAAGUAAACAUUCAUAUUCCAGAAGACACAAAUCUUUUCUUUCUAUAUAGAAUCCAUUUGGAUGUCUGUCAACUCAGACGUGUGAUUGCAGCCCACGGCUUUUCUUCCAAGGAGAUCAUCACUUUUUGGCAGGUCAUGCUAAGGAACACCACAUGCCAUUAUUAACUUCACGUUCUACAAAAAGCCUAGAAUGACAGGGUACUUUGUGGAAAGUGUUAAAGUCGAUACUGUGGAAAAUUCAUGGAGAGAUCGGUGUGCUGGCUUACACUGAACUGAAACUCAUGAAGAACCCAUAGACUAGAGACGAGGGUUACACUUGUGAUUUAUUAGUCAGGCCCUUUAAAGAUGAUAUUUGGAGGAAUUAAAUAUCUUAAAGGAAUUGGAGGUUUUUUCCUAAAGAAAUUAAUAGGACCAAACAAUUUGAACAUGUCAUUCUAUAGACUAGAAUUUCUUAAAAGGGUGUCACUGAAUUAUAAGGUCACUAGGCUAUAAAAACAAAACAAUGUGGAGUUUUAUUUAUUGAACAAUCUAGACACUUGAAAGUUUUGUGUGUAUCUUAUGUGGAUUACCAGUUUAACAAUAUACGUAUUUCUGUGUCAAAAAACUUCUUCACUGAAGUUGUACUGAACAAAAUCUUACCUAUUUUUGGUCAUUUAGAAGGUACUUCAAGAUGUUGCAGUAUUUCAGAGUUAUUUAAUAUUCAAACUUUGUGUUUUAAAUGUUUUGACGAUUUCAGGACAAUAUAAAUAGGAUAGUGAAUGAUUAUUUACAUUUGAACAUGUUCCAGUUACUUAAAUGAUCAGUUUAUUAUUGAUACCUCCAUUAAUGUAAAGUUGUAGGUCAUUAUUGCAUAUCAGUAAUCUCUUGGCCUUUGUUAAAUAUUUUACUGUGGUAAUAUAGAGAAGAAUUAAAGCAAGAAAAUCUGAA
Sapajus apella (tufted capuchin) is the source of this 2238-nucleotide messenger RNA. It is a transcript of the gene B3GALNT1, whose product is annotated as beta-1,3-N-acetylgalactosaminyltransferase 1 (globoside blood group). The record is from RefSeq and is a predicted model, not a curated record. Gene Ontology annotation, cellular component: membrane. NCBI's taxonomy places the organism in Eukaryota, Metazoa, Chordata, Mammalia, Primates, Cebidae. Gene Ontology annotation, molecular function: N-acetyl-beta-D-glucosaminide beta-(1,3)-galactosyltransferase activity. Bases 481 to 1476 code for a protein of 331 amino acids. The transcript has 5 exons.